Messenger RNA from Astrephomene gubernaculifera, 342 nucleotides. The record is from the annotation of a GenBank genome assembly. NCBI's taxonomy places the organism in Eukaryota, Viridiplantae, Chlorophyta, Chlorophyceae, Chlamydomonadales, Astrephomenaceae.
AUCCCCCCCUCCGCAGCUCCGGCGGGUGGAGCGGUGCCUGCUGCACUUUGACAUCGCCUCACUGGACCUGGACCAGGUGCUCCGCCUGUGUUCCUCCCAGCACCUGCACAGCGCCUCCGCCGCCAUUCACAACCGCCUGCACGACUACAAGCGCCCCCUGCUAGACAUGCUGGCGGCGGUAGCGGGCGUACGACAGGGAGGCAGCAGCGGCAGUACGGCAACGGGUGCUAGUACGGCAGCAGCAGGGCAGCUGGUCGAUCCUCGCCAGCAGCAUGCGGCGGUGGCGGCGGCGGAUGAGGAGGAGGAGGAGGGGCAGCGGCGGCGGGAGGCGGGUUUCAAGUU